GCAGACAGCGGGACCUGGGACUGACCACGGGGCGUUGAUCCUUCGCACCCACCUGUCCCAGACUCUCACCUUGAAGCCAACUCCGAACACACACUGACUUUGGGUCCUUUCGGGGAACCCUAAAUCAAUGCUAUGGAGAGCUCUGCGGGCUCGUGGAGGCGCCUUGAAGAUUCUGAAAGGGAGGAGACCGACUCAGAGCCCCAGGCCCCUCCAUUGGGUGGUCCGAGUGCCCAUUGGAAGAAUGCAGUGGGCUUCUGGAUCCUGGGGCUCUGCAAUAACUUCUCAUAUGUGGUGAUGCUGAGUGCUGCCCAUGACAUCCUGAAGCAGGAGCAGGCAUCUGGAAACCAGAGCCACGUGGAGCCAGGCCCAACACCCAUGCCCCACAACAGUUCGUCUCGGUUUGAUUGCAACUCAAUCUCCACAGCUGCAGUGCUCCUAGCAGACAUCCUUCCCACCCUCGUCAUCAAACUCCUGGCUCCUCUUGGCCUUCAUUUGCUGCCCUACAGCCCCCGGGUGCUCGUCAGUGGAGUUUGUUCUGCUGGAAGCUUUCUCCUGGUCGCCUUUUCUCACUCAGUAGGGCUAAGCCUCUGUGGCGUCGUUUUGGCCAGCAUCUCAUCAGGUCUAGGAGAGGUGACCUUUCUCUCUCUCACAGCCUUCUACCCCAGGGCUGUGAUCUCCUGGUGGUCCUCCGGUACUGGGGGUGCAGGGCUUCUUGGAGCGCUGUCUUACCUGGGACUCACCCAGGCAGGCCUCUCCCCUCAGCACACCCUGCUUUCUAUGUUGGGGAUCCCUGUUCUGUUGCUAGCCAGCUAUUUCUUCUUGCUCACAUCUCCUGAAACCCAGGACCCUGGAGGGGAAGAGGAAGCAGAGACCGCUGCCCGGCAGCCUCUCAUAGGCGCUGAGACGCCAGAGUCAAAGCCAGGUUCCAGCUGGGACCUCUCCCUCCAGGAAAGGUGGACAGUAUUCAAGGGCCUCUUGCGACACAUCAUCCCCCUGGUGCUGGUCUACUUUGCAGAAUACUUUAUCAACCAGGGACUUUUUGAGCUCCUGUUUUUCCGGAACACAUCCCUAAGCCAUGCUCAGCAGUACCGAUGGUACCAGAUGCUGUACCAGGCCGGUGUGUUCGCCUCCCGCUCUUCUCUCCAAUGUUGCCGACUCCGUUUUACCUGGGUCCUGGCCCUGCUGCAGUGCCUCAACCUGGCCUUCCUGCUGGCAGACGUAUGUUUGGGCUUCCUGCCCAGCAUCUACCUCAUCUUCGUCAUCGUUCUGUAUGAAGGGCUGCUGGGCGGCGCUGCCUAUGUGAACACCUUCCACAACAUUGCUCUGGAGACCAGUGACAAACACCGAGAGUUUGCCAUGGAAGCCGCCUGUAUCUCUGACACCUUGGGAAUCUCCAUGUCAGGGGUCCUGGCCUUGCCUCUGCAUGACUUCCUCUGCCGCCUCCCCUGACUUGGGUUGCUCAGCAAACGCUGGCCGACGGGCACAGGAGCAGCUCGCACGUCUGUGAGCUCUGCAGCAGGCCUUCUCUCUCUGCCACACUGGGGAGUGGGGACAACUACAGUCCUGCCCCACUUCGCCAAGGAGCCCCCACUGUUUCCCACUUUUGAGCUGGUCUCAGGGAGUUCUCUCUCAGCCUUAUGCCCUUCUAAUAAAUGCUUAUUUUAUCCAUUUACUUUUUGUGCAGUCUCUCUGA
This is a messenger RNA of Acomys russatus (golden spiny mouse), 1693 nucleotides long. RefSeq names its product CLN3 lysosomal/endosomal transmembrane protein, battenin (gene Cln3). The record is from RefSeq and is a predicted model, not a curated record. The transcript is spliced from 15 exons. Gene Ontology annotation, cellular component: membrane; lysosome. The coding region runs from base 133 to 1449 and encodes 438 amino acids. NCBI's taxonomy places the organism in Eukaryota, Metazoa, Chordata, Mammalia, Rodentia, Muridae. Gene Ontology annotation, biological process: lysosomal lumen acidification; lysosome organization.